This is a messenger RNA of Macrobrachium nipponense, 871 nucleotides long. Its product is annotated as probable E3 ubiquitin-protein ligase HERC2. The record is from RefSeq and is a predicted model, not a curated record. The coding region runs from base 17 to 757 and encodes 246 amino acids. Lineage: Eukaryota; Metazoa; Arthropoda; Malacostraca; Decapoda; Palaemonidae. The transcript is spliced from 6 exons.
GGACCCAGAGCAAGAAAUGGUACAGGUAUUGGAUGCAAGUACCUUAUCCUCACCACUUGUUGAUACUGAAAGAGCACUGGCCAUGUUAGUAGGAGUUUAUGCAAGCUGCCAGGCAAGAGGACAGCCAUCAACUGCUUGGGAAAUGGACCAUGAAAGAUGGAUCUCAGCUGAGUUUAUGAGAGCUGGAUGCCAGACUGUGCAACCCCCAGAUCCUUAUGAUGAAGAGAAAGGUGAGGCAAGGACUGGUUCCUCAGCCACUACACCAGGCUCUGUUACCACUCCUGGUGAUGUCAGACUUCCCCGUCCUGUUGAUCCUUUGUCCCACAAGAAAACAAGGACGCAAGGACAAACUUCCGGACCCCAGGUUGAAAUUGAAACCUAUUUUUCAAACAUGGCUGAUUAUUUCCUCUCAGCUCUCAUGGAGGGCAAGACACAGGAUCCUUAUGUGCAAAUGUACCUUUCCAUCUGUGACAGAGAAAUUCGUCACUCUGGUCGUCAUGCUCUUCACACUAAUUUUUCAUUAGACCACCCAAUAGAAGAAGUUGGACGCCUCAUGUCAGCCACUUUGUUGCGCCACACACAUCUCACUCUGCAGCUGAUUGAAGUGAUUGAACAGGGUCUGGCUUUAAGUGCAGAGGAUAGUCAUGGAUGGGAAUCCACUUUAGAUCUGCCACGAGGUUUGCAGGAACUCAUUCGUCAUGUCCACAAUACAAAGUGGCUACUGAUCAAGGCGGCAAGAACUUACGAGGUCGUAUAAGGAGGUGUGUGCACCUGUUAUGGAAAGAUGCAGAUUUGUAUUUUAUGAAGUCCGCCCAGCCAGCUGUGGUGAUGUAGAAGCAUUGGAUAAGUUUGCAGUGAGAGGAGUAUCCAG